Messenger RNA from Acanthoscelides obtectus, 540 nucleotides. Lineage: Eukaryota; Metazoa; Arthropoda; Insecta; Coleoptera; Chrysomelidae. The record is from the annotation of a GenBank genome assembly.
CACUGAUUGACAGUCAAUUGACCUUCGGUCAUUUCCUGUUGAAGUCUUGGUUAAGGUGUAUCGGUCCUUCAUUUGAUUUCUAAAUUUUGAUAUAUUGGGCCCCAAUCACCAGUUUAUGGAGUACAUACUUUAGUGACUUGUUUUGGUUGUUGUUUUGGUGCGACUCUCUCCAGUUUUAUGGGAUUUUAACCUCUGCAGCGUGGAAAGGCAUUGAAGAAACCACCAUCCGUACUCCUCCAGCUGUGUAGCUGUUGUGUAGCCGGUUGUAGCCGAUUUUACUAGGACCACCCCUUUUUCUUGACAAAAACCCUGAUAUAAGCAGGUAAGCUGCGAUUCUUUAUCAAGUAAUUAUCUGGUGAAAUGAUAAAAACACGCUGAACGUCUUUAGCCUGCCCUCACAAGACAACACAAUAUGAAAUGUCAGAGUAUCCUAACGCAUCAUAAAUAUUCAUCAAGCCAGAAUUAGCAUUUUCUUUCCAUAACAGAUGUGAGUCUAAAAUGACACCUAACAAUUCAUGAAAUGGAUGGUUUUAUUAGAGA